AUACAAUGACCAUAUUUGUACAUGUUUGUGAUGUCACAUGAACAUGGAAUGCGUCUUUGUUUUAAGGACCGAAUAGAAAGGCCGUCCACAUUACGCUCUGCAGUCUCGUGAGGGAGGCUCUUGGACUCUGUUUUUCUCUGAGGUUCAGUGUUGUGCCAAAUGACAUCACCCACAUGAACAUCUGUUGUUUACACUGAACUGAAUUUCUUACAUAUGCACUCACUACGAUAUCGAUCACUUUCCUUUGGAAGAAGCAAAAGUAGCACAUCCUGCAGACCACUUCUCGGUAUUAAUGAAGAUGUUCCUCCUGUUCUUCGUCCUCUGCCUAAUGUCUUCUACUGGCUACAGUCAGCUUCCAGGACCUCCUGGUCCUAAAGGUGACCCAGGACAUGAUGGCAUAGCUGGGCCACCUGGGCCGCCUGGGACAGAUGGGAAACCUGGGCCACGGGGGAGCCCUGGUUUUCCUGGAGUAAAAGGAGAGAUGGGACCUCCUGGACAGCCUGGACCUGCUUUACAUCGUGAGCAAGGUAUCUCUGGUCAGGAACUUGAAACCUUAAAGAACAGCCUCGCUAAGUUAGAGAUGGUCGUGAACUACGACUUUGUCCGUAGAGUUGGUCAGAAAUACUUUGUGUCCUACAAGAAGAGAGAGUCUUUCUCCAGGGCCGUCGAGUUCUGCUCCCAACGAGGCUUAGAGCUGGCUUUGCCCCAGAACGAGGAGGAGAACAACAUACUCUCUCAGUUCUUUGGGGACGUUUACAAAACAGCCUGGAUCAACGUCAACACUAACAAAGCUGAAGGGAAUUUUGAGGCUGAUAUGAAAAACCGACCUCUGACCUUUACCAAAUGGGGAGAAGGGCAGCCAGACAAAUCCAUCCAGUAUACGGGCUGCACCAUGCUGUCAGAAAACGCCUUCUGGAGAGUGACACAGGAAUGUUUCCUGAAUGCUUACAUCAUUUGUCAGAUGUAGAAAGUUGUUGCCUUGUAAGUCAUGUUUUAAAUGUUGCUUGAAAAUGAUGACCUCAUUUUAUCCUCAUUUUGGUGUUGAUCUUAUGGAAACUUCCUCAAGGUCCGGGUUUAGGAAUAACUCGAUGUAAUAGUUUCCCACCAACAUCCUUGUGAUAUGUAUCUUAAUCCCUGCUUAAACAUCUUGAUUGCAUCAGCAAUGUGGUAUGAUUACUCUUAUGCAAACAAAUUCCUCUACUACAAAGAAUUUUAGCAAAUGAGUACACAAACGUUUUUCACGGCUGUGUAAUAACUUUUCAAAUGGGGUGUGUUAAAACAAGCAUGUAUGAUGCAAUAAAGCAUACAGCAGUGA
Messenger RNA from Etheostoma cragini (Arkansas darter), 1315 nucleotides. Its product is annotated as mannose-binding protein C-like. Lineage: Eukaryota; Metazoa; Chordata; Actinopteri; Perciformes; Percidae. The transcript is spliced from 5 exons. Bases 293 to 967 code for a protein of 224 amino acids. Gene Ontology annotation, cellular component: multivesicular body; rough endoplasmic reticulum. The record is from RefSeq and is a predicted model, not a curated record.